Molecule: messenger RNA, 1237 nt
Organism: Sabethes cyaneus
Lineage: Eukaryota; Metazoa; Arthropoda; Insecta; Diptera; Culicidae
Gene: Wnt4
Product: protein Wnt-4
Exons: 6
Coding region: 1-1059 (352 amino acids)
Biological process (GO): cell fate commitment; neuron differentiation; multicellular organism development
Cellular component (GO): extracellular region
Molecular function (GO): frizzled binding; cytokine activity
Source: RefSeq, a predicted model, not a curated record
AUGGAAAUACCGUCGGAGAAGAUGCUCGUUUAUGGUGUGCUUUUGUUUAGUAUUAUUUGGUGUAUUAGUGAGUGUAAUGAUAUCAUCAAUUCUAAUAGCAACAAGGAGACAACGCUACCGGCGAAAAAUACCGUGAUGGCGGUAUUCAGCCCGAUGACCAAAUCACCUGGACCCUGUCGCUAUCUGUCCGGAACGCGCAAACAGAAUCACCAGUGCCGCCGAGAUGUAGGUCUGCCGGAAGCUAUCAAGGAGGCACGCCGGCUAGCUGUAACGCACUGUGAGGAACAAUUUCGCUACGAUCGCUGGAAUUGUUCGAUCGAAACACGGGGCAAACGGAACAUAUUCAAGAAGGUUUACCGCGAAACAGCAUUUGUGCAUGCCCUCACGGCGGCGGCAAUCACUCAUUCCGUGGCGCGAGCUUGUGCUGAGGGAAAAAUGUCCAAAUGCCAGUGUGCUUCCGAAAAACGACCGGAAGCCACACGGCUGGCCUGGAAAUGGGGUGGUUGCAGUGACAACCUGAAACAUGGCAAACGAGUCACGAGAAACUUUCUGGAGCUCCAACCAGCUAAUGGCGAUCCUGUAGCGGAAAUGCUGCGACAUGAUAGUGAAGUCGGAAUCCAAACAGUUACAUCCACCAUGAACGAUCGAUGUAAAUGUCAUGGAGUUUCAGGAUCGUGCUCUUUGAAAACAUGCUGGCGAAAGUUAGGAGAUUUCAACGCGACCGCUGCAAUACUGCGGACAAAAUAUCACCAUGCCGUUCGAAAAAUUCCGGUUAAUAAUAAAACAUCACGAAGAGCUGUUCCCAAAGAGUUGAAAGAAAAGGAUGCAUCAUAUGAUCAACUUUAUUACUUCGAAACGUCACCGACAUUCUGUUCCGUUACUCGAGGUCGUCGAUGCCUGCACCCAGAUAAUUGCGCAACGCUUUGCUGUGGUCGAGGAUACACUACCAAAGUAGUCAAAACGUUUGAAAAAUGCCGCUGCCGCUUCACGAAUGGACGCUGCUGCCAAAUAGUGUGCGAUUACUGUGAAAAAGUUGACGAUCGAUAUUACUGUAAAUAGAUUUUUUCAAAAUUCGGCAGAGUUUUCAAAUGCUGCAAAUAAUAGUUGUAUCGUAUAUAAAGCUAUUUAUUGUACUGUACGAAAUAAGUAUUACUCUUACUAUACAAACUAGUGUGUACCUACCAACAAAUAGUCAUUCUUUGUGCGUUAAUUUUUAGAUAUACAAAAAAUGAUACAA